This is a messenger RNA of Syngnathoides biaculeatus (alligator pipefish), 2147 nucleotides long. RefSeq names its product ddb1 and cul4 associated factor 13 (gene dcaf13). The transcript is spliced from 11 exons. Gene Ontology annotation, cellular component: small-subunit processome; nucleolus. Gene Ontology annotation, biological process: maturation of SSU-rRNA from tricistronic rRNA transcript (SSU-rRNA, 5.8S rRNA, LSU-rRNA). The record is from RefSeq and is a predicted model, not a curated record. The coding region runs from base 215 to 1678 and encodes 487 amino acids. NCBI's taxonomy places the organism in Eukaryota, Metazoa, Chordata, Actinopteri, Syngnathiformes, Syngnathidae. Gene Ontology annotation, molecular function: protein binding.
UAGUAACAUGAGGCACCGCUUUCGUGACCUCUGUGUCGUCAUAUACUUUUCACUCAGUCUUUCCAGUAGCAUUUGGAAGUUUUAUUUAUGGGAUCUGAACAAGUAUACUAAACAAAUGCUUUGGAAGCGCAGGAGUAUUCACCAGAGAUAACUAGUUGCCACUGUGGCACACUCUCUCACGUAAACAGGAGAGAGCAGGGAUGGACUUCCCACAAUGCACCGCAGUUUCCGUUUAUGUUCAGCCUACCUAACACGUGGGUUUCUGAACUGGAGCUUGUGUAUAUUGUUCAUUUUCCUACCAAAUGUAAUUGUGCCUCAAUAUAAUUAUUUUCACUUCAAGAUGAAAGUAAAAGUCCUCUCGAGGAAUCCAGACGAUUACGUCCGGGAGACCAAACUAGAUAUUCAGCGUGUUCCCCGAAACUAUGACCCUACACUUCAUCCGUUUGAGGUCUGCCGAGAAUACACUCGAGCCCUUAAUGCCACUAAAAUGGAUAGGGUAUUUGCAAAGCCUUUUCUGGCCUCAUUGGAUGGACACAGAGAUGGAGUGAACUGCAUGGCCAAACACACGAAGAGCCUCUCCACAUACCUGUCUGGCUCUUGUGAUGGGGAGGUUAAAGUAUGGAAUCUUUCCAAACGCGAAUGCCUCCGGACAAUCCAAGCCCAUGAAGGUUUUGUCCGUGGAAUGACUGUCCGCUUCUGUGGAACUUCGUUCUUUACGGUUGGCGAUGACAAAACAAUCAAACAAUGGAACAUGGAGCCCCCAGGUUAUGGUGAGGCAGAGGAGCCACUUAAUACAAUUCUGGGCAAGACAGUUUUCACAGGGCUUGACCAUCAUCAGAAAGAAGGUGUAUUUGCUACAUGCGGCCAGCAGGUGGACAUUUGGGAUGAGAAAAGGAGCAGUCCCAUCCGUUCUUUCACCUGGGGUGUGGACAGCUUUAGCUCUGUCCGUUUUAAUCCAGUGGAGACUGAACUUCUUGCAAGCUGUGCCUCUGACAGAAGCAUCGUACUGUAUGACAUGAGAGAAGCAGCUCCGCUGAAAAAAGUUAUCAUGACGAUGAGGAGCAACACAUUGUGUUGGAAUCCAAUGGAGGCUUAUUACUUCACAUCUUGUAAUGAAGACUAUAAUCUUUACACAUAUGACAUGAGAUACUUGAACCAGCCGGUCACUGUACACGCUGACCACGUUUCUGCAGUGCUAGAUGUUGACUAUUCCCCUACUGGCAGAGAGUUUGUGUCUGCCAGUUUUGACAAGACCAUUCGCAUCUUCCCCAAGGCCGCUGGGCGUAGUAGGGAGGUCUACCACACCAAACGCAUGCAGCAUGUCAUCUGCAUAAAGUGGUCAGCUGAUAACCGCUACAUUCUGAGUGGGUCAGACGAAAUGAAUAUUCGUCUCUGGAAAGCGAACGCUUCAGAGAAAUUAGGAGUGCUCUCACCCCGAGAGACGGAGGCCACCAACUACCGUCAAAAGCUGAGGGAGAAGUUCAAGCACUUCCCGCAGAUCAGACGCAUCGCUCAGCAUCGACAUCUUCCCAAGGCCCUUUACCACCAGUCCUUGGAGCUAAGGACAAUGAAGGAGGCUUGCCGCAGAAAGGAGAAGAACGUUCGCACGCACAGCAAACCAGGAAGUGUGCCCGUCUUGUCUGAGAAAGAGAAGCAUGUUGUGUCUGUGGUCAAAUAAAAAAAAAAAAAGAAUUAAUACACAACACACUGGAGAUUCAUCACACAUAUACAGUACAGGGCUGGAACAGACUCUUUCUUGCCAAUCUCAAAACCCCCUUCUCACUGAACAUGUUUUUACAAGGUCAUUUUGCAUCUUUUAAAUUGUAUUUAAUUAUGGCAUUUCAGAAAUUACAUUGAAUUGUUUCUCCAAACCGGUGAUUCCCAGCCAGGGUGCAAUUGCACACGACACAAACAUGAGACAUUUUUGUUUAGUGGUUUUCUGUGAGAUUAUUGUGAUGUCAAAUGAGUUGCCCUGGCUCAAAAUAUUUUGGGACACAUUGCUUGGUCAAGCAACUACAAUCUCUGUAUAGUCUGUCAACCAAUGGAUGUGAGUAGAGAAUCACCAGGUUUGAGAUUCACAUCCAUCCAUUUUCCACAGCGAUGUUCCCAUUUGUCCAAAUUAAACAAAAAUAAAGAAACUGCCACAA